UUAUGCCCAUUUGCACCAACGUUAGCAGUAAGCAUUGCUUAGCUAAGCAAUUCUUAAAAGUAACUACUUCUUAAAUUGUACAGUUGUUGCACCGUCACUGCUUAGACUCUACUUAACCAAGUAAUACUUAGUUGGGGAAUUGUGUAAAAGUUUCAUUUCUAUUGGCAACACUGACGUUUGUUGUUAUUGGAACAUCAAAAAUUUUAGGUUAGUUUGUUGUGUGUACGACAGUCAUUGACACCGCGCGUGUGUAGUUGUGAUAUUGUUGAAUUAAUUUUAUGUGGUGUUGAAUGUGUGUUUAAAAAAUGGAUGUGUUCGACGCGUACGAGGAUGACUUAGAAGUCAUUGAAAUUGUUGAGAUGGGAAUUCCACGGCAGAUGUACACUAGAGCUGAUCAUUUCUAUGGUUUACCAGAGCUUCAAUUUUUCCAAAGAUUUCGACUAACAAAACCAACAGUUUUACAUUUAUUAACGUUAAUUGAAGAACGCUUGGAAUUUCCUACAGACAGAAAUCAGGCGGUGUCACCUAUAAAUCAGCUGCUUACUACAUUACGAUUCUUUGCAAGCGGGGGCCAUUUGAGUACAGUAGCGGACUAUAUGGGAAUGCACAUCUCAACUGUGUCGAGAAUAAUUAGACGUGUAUCGGACGCUAUAGCAAGACUUUACCUGCGUUUUAUUAAGAUGCCCCAAACUCUCAUGGAGCAAAGGCUUAUUCAAAAUGGUUUUUUUGACAUCGCGAGAUUCCCUAGAGUGAUUGGGGCCAUUGAUUGCACUCAUCAAAAUUGAAUCACCAGGUAAAGA
Messenger RNA from Zophobas morio, 800 nucleotides. RefSeq names its product putative nuclease HARBI1. The record is from RefSeq and is a predicted model, not a curated record. Bases 306 to 785 code for a protein of 159 amino acids. The transcript is spliced from 2 exons. NCBI's taxonomy places the organism in Eukaryota, Metazoa, Arthropoda, Insecta, Coleoptera, Tenebrionidae.